This is a messenger RNA of Aspergillus costaricaensis CBS 115574, 1215 nucleotides long. RefSeq lists its product as uncharacterized. Lineage: Eukaryota; Fungi; Ascomycota; Eurotiomycetes; Eurotiales; Aspergillaceae. The record is from RefSeq and is a predicted model, not a curated record. The transcript has a single exon. Bases 300 to 947 code for a protein of 215 amino acids.
GAUCUUCAAUAAUAGAAUUUCAUCAAUUCGUAGUCGAUAUGGCGGCCGCACAUGCCAGUUUCAAUUCCAAGGGUUCGUUCCUUCAUUCCUCCUCUUAUUAACCUUCCCUUCUCCCUCCCCAAUUGUACUGCCGUUGCAAUAACUGAGCCCCUCCUCAAUCAUCUUCUUCCUUUCCUUCGCUAUUCUUUCCUCCUUCCCCAGAUCCCCCCCAUUGUUACUACUUCCUCACCCCACAGUACCCCAUGGUACUCCCAUAACAUAAUCAGCUGCAACAAACACCAACACUAACACCACCCCCAAUGUCCGUUCCAGCCACACCACCAGCAACAACACCGCCAACAGCAUCAGCAUCAGCAACCUCCGAACUACAAUCCUCUCUCCGCGAACUCUCCCUCGCCAAUAAAAGUCCCAUUAAAGAUAUUCCCCGACCGACUCCCCCCACCUCUGUCCCCAAACAACACCAUCACACGGUGAAGAAGAAGAAAGAGCCUGCCCCCGUCGCCGACUCCUGGGAAGAUGAAGUAGACUCGGCCUCCUCUGACCCCGAAGGAGGAGCAGCCGACAUCUCAUCCACCUCCCCCGCUACCUCCUCCCGCUUCGCCAGCCCCGCAUUGUCACCUUCUAUCCGUUACACUGAAGGCCCCUUGGACCCCCCACCCACGCCCAUCUCACCGCAGACGUCUGCAUCGCAGCCGCCGUGGCCUACUUAUGGUGGACGAUCAGAGGCGAGAUCACCGGCGAGGAGGCCGGAGAAACAGACGGCUGUGGCGGGGAGGAUGAUUGCGGGAGCGCUGGGAAUUCGGGCGCCCAAGCGCACGGAGGAGCAGCGGGCGUAUGACCGCGCGGUAAAGGAGCAAGAGAUUAAGAGGCGGAAUAAGGAAAAGGAGGAGGCGGCGAAGGCGAAGGAGGAAGAAGAGAAGGCUAAGGCGGCAGUCUGGGACAUGUGAUGAACACUAUCUUAUAUCAACGGAGUAACUACUCCGUACUAUUACUGGGUGUGGGGUUGGUGGAGAUACAUAUUCUUUGCUUCUACUUUCGGCUCUGAAGGUGACGGGGUGUGCCAGGUGCUGCGUUUCUCAUCUUCUUUUCUCUCCUUAAUUGUUUGCUUGCGGGGUGGGUCGGUUGUCUGGUUUCCUCUUGUCACAUUCCUAUCCUACCACAUACACUCAGACUCACUGGGUCCAAACUAUACAGGACUGUAAUAUAGUCUUUCGG